UGGACAAGAAGAGAAAAUGGGACAUCUGUAAUGCAUUUCUGAAUGAUCCAGGGUCAAGUGAUCUCCUUCGGGAUGUUUUGACACAUGCCUGUCUUUUUGCCUCUACAAAUUAUUUAACAUAUACAGCAUCUGUAUUAGCUGUGCCCUGCCUGGUAUCAAGUCAAGAUGACUGGAGGUUAUGAAGUGGAGCAGUUUGUGGAGACCCCAGAUGAAGAUCUGAUUUGUGUCAUCUGUAGAGCAGUUCUACGCUGUCCUGUACGACUUAAAUGCAACCAUGUCUUCUGCAAGGAAUGCAUUUUACAGUGGAUGAAAAGACAGGUGAAAUGCCCAUGUUGUAGGCAGUCUAUCGAUCAGAACCAAAUGCUGGUUUUGUUUAAGCUGAGUAAAUCCAUUGGCCGUUUAUCAAUCAAGUGUCGAAAUGCACAGCAGGGCUGCAGGGCCACUUUCCCGCUUUCUAACGAGUACCUCCACAUCUCCAGCUGUCCGUAUGAGUGGCAGCUCUGUCCCCAUGAGGGCUGUGGGCAGCAGGUGCUGAGGAAAGACGCGCAGGCGCAUGAUCAGAGCUGCUGCCACUGGCGACAGCCGUGUCCCAUGGGCUGCGGGACGGUGCUCGUCCGUGAGAAUCAGGCCCAACAUAACUGCUACAGAGAUCUGCAGCAGCGCUAUGUAGCUGAGCGGCGGAAGCAAAGGGCCAUCGCAGCCAACCUGCGCAGGAAGAUGCAGCGUAUGCAGAGCCGGAUGGCACAAAUAAGGAGGCAGAUAAAUCUGAUGUGUGAGAGCCUGGAGGUUGGAGAUCUGGAAGUUGAAGCAGGGGAGGGAACCAGUGUUUGGACUGAUGCUAGUGAUUCCAGUCCGAGCGGCAGCAGACACCGUCACACCGACAGCAGAAGUUCACGAGUCAGAUUUAUAUAGAGAUUCAAAGAGAGCAUUCAAGUUAGUUUUUUAUGUGAGCGCGUUUUAUUAAAUGUGUCUUUCCACUUUUAUAGUCAUCUUAGGGAAUCGUUCACUCAAAAAUGAAAGUUACUGGCAUCUUUGUUUACUCACCUUCACGCUGUUCCAAACCUACAGCAUAUAAUUACUUUCGUUUGGGACACAUAAAAGAAACUAUUUUGAAGAAUGUUUGAUCUGUCCAUACAAUAAAAGUCAAAUGGGGUCCAAAACAACGACAACAAAAACAGACAUCCGGGUGUUCCACAAUCACAACAUGAGUGACAAAUGAUGAUAGAAAGUUUAUUUUUUGGGUUAACUAUCCCUAUAAGGGCAGCACAACACACAUUUUUACAGAUUUACUGAGAAAAAAGCAUGAUGGUAAACAAAAUAGUGAAGAUAUUCUUUGCACAUUCCUUCGACAGCUUUGAGAAGUUAAUAAAGUGAGACAUUGAUGGGAAUGCAUAAAUAUGAAAAAGAUAAACUUUUUUGUAACAUUCAAAUGCCUGCUUAAGUUCAGAUAUUACAAUCUUGAAGUGACACUUGACAAGUAAAUGUGAAAU
Carassius auratus (goldfish) is the source of this 1490-nucleotide messenger RNA. RefSeq names its product ring finger protein 151 (gene rnf151). The record is from RefSeq and is a predicted model, not a curated record. NCBI's taxonomy places the organism in Eukaryota, Metazoa, Chordata, Actinopteri, Cypriniformes, Cyprinidae. The transcript has 4 exons. Gene Ontology annotation, molecular function: zinc ion binding. Bases 166 to 912 code for a protein of 248 amino acids.